This is a messenger RNA of Porites evermanni, 2119 nucleotides long. Lineage: Eukaryota; Metazoa; Cnidaria; Anthozoa; Scleractinia; Poritidae. The record is from the annotation of a GenBank genome assembly.
UACUAUUUACCUUCUGCUGAAACUAACCAGAAUUGAACAUUCAAAAUCUCCAUUACUUUCGCUUGAUCCUUAGGCUUGAAAAUAUGCAAUGUCCCAAGGAAUCGCCACCCGAUCAGAACCUCCCGGCCGUUGUAGAGCUUAAUGUCGGCGGACAGCUGUACACUACGUCGCUACCGACGCUUCUUAAAGAUCCAGAUUCGCUGCUAAGCGCGAUGUUCAGCGGCAAACAGAAAAUCCCUCGAGACUCUCGCGGUCGGUUCUUCAUCGACCGCGACGGCAUGCUAUUCCGAUACAUACUGGACUAUCUUCGUAACUCCAAGCUGUCGCUGCCGGAGAAUUUCAACGAGAGAGAAAGACUGCUUGGAGAAGCUGAGUUUUUUAGAUUGAAGGGAAUUAUUAAAGCUCUACAACGCGAGCAGGACCGUGUCAAAACGGGUCGCGGCGACAUAAAUAGCAAACCGUCCGGGUUUCUGUCCAUCGGGGUUCGUGGGACGUACGCGUUUGGGCGUGAUGGGGUAGCCGAUGUGAAAUUUCGCAAGUUGCAGCGAAUCUUAGUCUGCGGUAACGUGGCGCUGGCGAGAGAAGUAUUUGGCGAGUGGCUCAAUGAGACGCGAGAUCCAGACCGGGACGACGCAGUGCAAAGGUACACAAACCGAUUUUACCUCAAGCACAACUAUCUGGAAAAGGCCUUCGACCAGUUAUACGAGAGAGGCUUCAAGCUUGUCACAAGCGCGGCCGGUGGGGCAGGUUACGACCCAGAAAGCGAGGAGACCAAAUGGAAUCACUUCAACGAUUAUGUGUUCUUUAGACAGUAAUUAUUCUAUUCUAGUGCCUGUUGUUUGUACUUUUCAUAACUAAAAUCGAUCAUAUGAAAGGCACCGGCUUGGUGGAAUUUCUUUGUUACGCCGAUGGCUAACUGACGAUCGACGAAAGAAAAAAAAGGGAAAGAAUGGUGGUUAUGAACUUAUGUUAAAACAAAAAUUAGCAAGGAGGUGUCUUUAAUGUUUACAAAGACUUUAAUAAUAUGCGUUUUAGUUUUUUUUAUGAAGAGUAAAAUUACAUUUCACUAUCCUUUUUUUUGGACUUGGAUCACAGUGGUUUUCUUGUACGUCACGAAUUUGAUUUAUUUGCAAUAUUGGUCGCCUAUAAACUUCACAGGAAAUGUUUUCAUUUUAUUCAUUAUCAGUUUUGUGUUAAGGUUUAGCCGUAUGGAUUGACUACGAAAUUCUUGACGUCGCGUAAAUUACUUUUCCAACUGUCCAGGACAAACAAAUGCACAAUGAAUAAGAUUCUACUCAAGAACUAUGGGAUUUUUCAUUAUUACAUUGUUUUGUGAUGUUCGACUUCGCAAACUAGACAUACGUCUUCAUUAUUUCGUCGCGUCUAUGACAAGAGAGUUAUGAAACCUUUAAAACAGUUAAAAUACAGAACAGGAAUCAUAGAUUGAACACUAUAACCGGUAACAAAAAAAAAGGACAAGAAGUGAGAAAAUUAAAUUUCAAUUAUAAAUAACAAAGCCAUACAAAUAAAAUUUAAGGUCUCAAAAAGCAUUGCCAUUGAUAUUAGGGAAAAAUCACGAUGAAAUAAUUUAGGAAUUACAAAAUCUACAAAUGGUUCUGCAAUAUGCAAAUCAGUGUAAAUAAGCCAUCGUUUAUAAAAAGUGUCGGUCUUUAACUACAUGUCCUUUCGAAACUAAAAGGUUUUGUCUACAAUCUUUCAACUCACGUAAUAGUUUCUAAGCAUGUUAAAUAUGAUGCAAAUGAUUGACUUAUUAUUUUGUUCAAGGAAAAAAAUGACGUAAUUUACUUUACUUGAAAUGGACUUCUUACGUUUAGCAUGGAAACUGAAGGAAAAAUAACAAUACUUUCAUUAGUUGCGACUUGCUAAAUAGAGCGACAUCAAAAAAUGUGUUCGCAAAGGAAAAGAUAUUUAACGGACUUCAAUGGAUGCUGUAUAUUUCGCAGCACAUUCUCUUUUAGUUCGCCAAAAAUGAAUAACGCGCUUUCUAAAGAGUAGCAACCCUUUACAAAAAAAAUUUCUAUAAUGUAUUCAGUCUGCCAAAAUUGAUUUAGUUUACAAUUAAAGUGGACAUAAGCAAGUUCUGCAUCUAACUGAUUUG